UCUAUCGCCAGUAGGAUAGGCGAUAAUGAAAAUGGAUAACCCGAUAACCGUCAAGCGACAUUCGAGUUUCGACAAGUGACAACCAUUUACAUUUUACAGUCGAUGGGUACAAAAUACUAAUUAUAAAUGUAAUUCGUAAUGCCAGUAAUACAGUUCCAGAAUCAAGACUUCCAGUGUUCCACAAUUAGUGACAUGUGACAUUUAUUGAAUAGUCUUUAGUUUUCACGUACUUACUAAAUGAAACGUGAACUCGUGAAACCAAAUUUUGAAUUUCCGUAUCAACACAAUUGAGAAUAUGAAGUUAUAAACUUCACAACAUUGUGGUUUUUUAAACACUCAACAGUCUGAAAUGUGAAACUUUUGCGAUUUAUUUAUAAUUUGUAAAAAAAUUGUAUACAGAAUGUCCACCAUUAAAUUAUGUUUGUGUGCACUACACACAGAUAUUGCACUAAACGGUAGUAAUUUGGAUGUUCAAGCUGCUCAACAGCACAUUUAUCAGAUAAAUCAGUAUUUCAAAAGUGACAUAACAUCUAUCGAAUCGGAGCUAGCUCUCAAAAUAUUAUUUGCUGAUGAUAAAGGAAUUUUAUGUUUUGCAAAAUCAAUAAUCAGCUUAGAUUCAAUAAAUACUAAAAUAAUUACAGCUGAUAUUCUGUUCUUAUUUCUUCAGUUAAUUGAGUCAUUUCCUACAUAUGUUGUUUAUUACAUAAAAUUAAUAAUGAUUUUAUGUAAUCUAUGCACCAACAAUUUAAAACAAAGCACAGACAUAAGUACAAGAACUUAUCAAAUAUAUGAAAAACUAUUAGAGAAAAAUCAUUUCAGUGAUCAAAUUGAAAUCAAUAAAAUAAUUGAACACUUAAAUUAUCAAGUUUCGUUAGGUGACAAAAUAUCCCCUACAGCCCGCCAACAUAUAUAUAAUCUAUUUGGUGUAAUUGCUCAACAUCAUCCUAUGUACUUAAAAAAUUAUGAAGAUAAACUCAUGAAUCUGUUUUGUUACGAACUUCAAAGUCAGAUAGAAAUAAGGGAGAUAAAUUUAAAAAAAUGUUUAUCUCCUGUGGCUAUAGGAUGUUUAAAUGGAUUGACAGGAUUUUUAAAUAAUUUUGCAGACCAUAUCAAAACUCAUGAUUAUUGUUUACGUAUAUAUGAAAUAUUAAAAAAAUUAAUUGGAACUGUUGAAGAAAAAAAAAGACAUGUUAUUAAUCGAACUGGUCUAAAUUUAUUUCAAAAACAUAUUCAAUUAUUUUUGAAGUUAAUAUUUCAAAAUGCAUCUGAAGUUAUGUGGUUUCAAAAAAAACUUUGGGAUUGGAGUUUAUUACCAAAUAUAGAAGAUAAAAAAAUUGGAUUAUCUUCAUUUGAAGUUCUUUAUAAAGGUGCUUCAAUAGAAUUUGCAAGACAAAAUAAAAUAAUUGAAUCCAAUAUCAGAAAUGUUCAACAAGAAAUAAUAAAAAAUAUGAUUAUAUUUCUAAAACACAAGUUAUAUGAUUUCAAAUUAAAUCAUCAAGAACAUGCUGUAGUAGUGAGAAGUAUAGGUUGGUUAGCAGAACCCUGUAAUAAUCUUUUGGGAGAAGACAAUUUAAUUGGAAUAUUUACUAUUUUGUCACUACAAGCUGAUGAAAAAUUUUUAAAUUGUCCAUUGGGAAAAAAAUCUUAUGAUCCAAACGCAGCUAAUUACUUGAAUUCAUUAUCACUAAUUAUAAGAAAUAUUAAAACUUUAAACACCGAUCAAGUUUUAUUUAUUCAGAGGUUAAGCAUUUACUGUUUCAAUGAUUUUAUAUCUGCUCAAUCAAAAUCUGAAUGGCAAGACAAUAUUAGUAAUGCUAUAGUUAUUUCCAUAUACUGUUUAGCUUCGUCUCAUGGAAAUAUUUUGGAUAAGUACUUAAAACAAUUAUUUUAUGUGGGAUUAAUAAAAUCUUGUUCACAUCGUGCAGCUAUUGAUGCUGAAAUAGUAGAAGAAUAUACUGGGCAUGUAUUAAUAAAAAGCACUAAUUAUGUUUCACUUUGGAUAUCUUUAUUAAAAGCUCAUCAAUGCCAUUUGUUUGAUUUAUAUUUAAAUAUACCAAUAAUAGUGAAAUCUAAACUAGAAAAAUCACUAAUGUGUAGUUUUAUGUCCAGUGUCUUGAAAAUAAUAAGAAAAUUGGAUUUAUCUACAAAUAAAUCUUCAAACGAACUUGAAGUUGAAUAUAUUGCCAGAAAACCUUCAGAUAUUACAGCACUGAUUAAUUUAGUGCAAAUUUACAGUAGUAUAUUGCAUAACAUUGAGCUCGAUAUUGAAACUGCAUCUGCAUGGUUACCGUAUACCCUUAAUGUUGUAAUUAAUCAUUCUAUUGAACUUCCAACUAUUAGUUCAAUGUAUAGGAUAUUAACCGUUAUUUUUCAAGAGUUAGAUUGGUGUACAUUUUUAGAGAAUAUUAAUAAUAAUAGUACUAAAGAAAAAAUUAUAGAUUAUGUGAAUUGUGUUAUGGUAUAUGUACUUACAUUUAAAGGAGAUUUACAACAUUGCUGCCUUGAAAUGUUGAUGAGCUUACCUUCAACUAUUGUUAAAGAAAUACUAAAUAUUCAGAUAGUGGAAGUUGUAAAAACUACAUUAAUUGUGGGUUCAACAUUUUUACCCUUGGCAAAAAGUGCAGUAAAUGCUCUUGAGAGAUGGCAACAAGAUUUGUCAAAGAAUGAAAUGGAUCAACUAUUAAAAUGUAUCAUGCCAUAUCUUGAUUUGUUACUUAGAACUAAAGGAUACGACAACGAAGUUGAAUUAAAUAAUUUAAUACUAGAUCAAAUGCAAUUACAAAACAGUAGAAAAAGAUCAUUAACUAAACAUAGUAAAUUAAUUACAAAACCAGAAACUGAACUAGAGAUUGUUCAGAUAAAAAUUCUUGAAUAUUUAGCUCAAUUGGAUAUGUCCACUUGUUUAGGACUUUUGGGAGACCCAAAUAAAAUUAUAAACUAUCCACUCAACAUAAUAAACUACAAAUUAUCAUUUAACGAUUGCAAAAUAAACAUUUCUUUUGAUCAUCUUCUUCCUAGAAUUUUAGAGUUAUGCCAAUAUUGCAGCAAUCGUCAAAUUCGUUUUAUUGCAUGUGAAAUUUUCCAUGCCUACAUGAUGCUUUAUCUUGGAAAUAAUCUUAUUUUAGAACGUUCUAAACCAACAGAAAUGGAAAGAGUUACAAAAAUAAUUAUUCCAAUAGUUAUAAAAUUAGCUUGUGACAUGGAUAAUCUAGUUCAACAACUUUUUGAACCUUUAGCAAUUGGAAUUGUGCAUUAUUUUGCAAGUGGAAUCCAGUAUAAUAGUAUUUAUACUCCUAUAAUUAUUGAUAUUUUAAUGGAUAGUAUAUCAGAAAAUAGCAAUGAAGCAGUUAGAGAUUUUUCUUCAAAAUGUAUUAUGGAAUUUUUACGCUGGACAUUAAAAGAAGACAACUUAUCUCAAAAACUUUCAAUUAGUUUGCGCAUUAUUAUAAAAAAAAUUGAAUCCUUUUGUUUGCAUUCUGAUCCAAAUAAGCAGCUAGGAGCUGCUAUUGCUUUUAAUUCCUGCUACUCUAUACUACGAGAAGAUGAAACUGUUAUUAAUGAAUUGUGGAUUCAAUUAUUAUAUUAUUUUGUUGUUAUUCUUGAUUCAACCAAAUCGACAAAUUCAGAACAACAUGUUUUAAAAUCUAUAGAUCAUCUACAAAGAGUAUUCUUGGAAAAAUCAAACUUAUUUAAUGAAGUUUGUAAUUCACGAAAAAUACCAAAACCAUUUCAUGGAACUCAAUUAUUUAAUAUAGUUGAAUGGCUUUUGAGAUAUAUUGGAUCACCAAUGACCAAUUGUAGAUCAAAGUGUAUUGAUGUGGCAAAUUCCCUUUCUAGGAAUGUAAAAGAUCACAAUUCAUUAAAAAGCAUAUUAAAUUCUUUUAUAAUAUCACACGGAGAAAAUGAAUUAAUUAAGUGUAUUGAACGAGAUUUAAAUUCAUAUACAGUUUUGAAGAACAUAAACAUAUUAAUACAUUGGUUGAAUCAACUUAUUGCUACUUUAGAUUGUUAUACAUCACUUUUUAAAGGAAGUAUGAUGGAUACAAACCUACUGAAAACCCCCUAUUCUUGUUUGUUUCAGUCUAUCCAUCAGUUUUUAUUUCAUAUUGAAGAAUUCAGUUUAAUGCAAUGGUUAACAUCUAUGAAUAUACCAUUCAAUGAAAGUGACAAAGAUAUUAUUAUUCAAUCCAGACAUUUUAAUACUUUAAAGAACCAUAUUAUAGUUGGUAUUUUUCAAUUCAUAAAUGUAUUUGAUAGUAAUUUAAUAUGUGAAUUGUUGGAUGAUGCAAAUCAGGAGAAAAUUUACGAUCUUGCUAUCAAAUGUCUGUUUGAUUGUGAAAUGGUUUACUCUGAUGAAAAAAUAAAUCUCCACAAACCAGUGAUAGUUCAAUUUAUUAAAAUAACCUGUGUUUCAAAUAAAUUUAACAACAAAUUGAAACAACAUCUUUCAGCAAAUUGGUCUGAAGUUAUCUUCAAUUUUAAUACAUUAACUGAAUAUACAGCAAAAAUAAACUUUGUUGCUGUAAAUCAGCUGAUCCUUGAAUGCAAUAUAUUUUCAACUAUGGAUCUUGAAAAAAUUGUGAAUCGAAAAUAUAUUCUUGAAAAUGUAUUUAAAUAUGUAUACAAUGAUGGAGUAAUUAUAGAUGUUGAGUCACUUAGAUUGUCAUACCUGGAAAAUUUGAUUGAAUUUUUAAUAAACCUUGAUUAUGAGAAUGAUAUAAUAAUAUUAUUAAUCAUGGAUAAGAAUUAUAAUAUUGACAUAAACAAAUAUAAACAAAAAGUAUUCGGUCAAUAUUUCUUUAGUUUAUUCAGUAAACCAAUAACUAAGUAUUUUUUAAAAAAUCCUGACAUUUCAAUUAUUAAACUGCUUACUGAAUACCCAUUAAGUGAUCAGACAUUGUAUGUGAUCUUAGAAGUUCUUAAAACAUUGAAUAAUAAAAAAAAAGAUAACCAAGGAAAGAUACUAAUUGAAAAAAUUGUAAGCAGUGAAAAAUUCUGUGAACAGUUAAAAAAUGAAUUUUCUUGGAAUGAAAUAUUUGAAUUUGUCGAAUUAUCAUCUAAUGUAAUUGAUACAUUUAGAAAUGAAAGCAUGACAUUUUUUCAGAAAUGGAUUUGUGAUAAUUUGACUAAUAGCAAUUUGAAUAUUUAUCAUAAAUGCCGACUUCUUGGAUUUUUACCAAAAUUAGUCUCAAGUCAAAAUUAUAAAGAGCCUCUUGAUUAUACUAUUAGAAAAUGUCUAAUUGACUUUAGAGAUAAACAUUUUUCUGAGACCUCGUCAAAAUUAAAACCGCAUAGUAUAGAUCUUACUAAUAUAGUAACUACAUUUCAAAAAAUCUUAACUGGUAUGGAGUUGAGUUCUUCAUAUUUAUUAUUUGAAAUGAUAGUUGAAUGGUGUAUUAAAGAUCCCAACCAUGUAUUUUUUGAACGAGUGGAAAAUUGUUUGCAUUAUUUUUUUAAAAGACUAUCUGAUGAAACUCAACUUUUAUGUUGGUAUUUUGUCUAUGAAAAGUUUCGAAAUGAAUUUAUAUCUGAAAGUAGAAGAGAAAUGAUUUCUAACAUUUUCCUAAUCCCCAUUAUGUCUUGUUGUAGAAAAAAUGUAAUUACAAAAAUUUAUACAGAUAUAAUUGAUUUUAUUUUGAAGACAGUUAAUGAGAAUCUUUUGGCAAAUGACAGUGGAAAAGCACGACAUUUAUUAAUAUCAAAAAUAGCUUGUUUUAAGCUUAUAGAAGAGAUGUUCAAGUUCUUUACCAACAUAGAACUUAAUGAUGGUUGUACUAUACCAUACACAUAUAUUGGAAGCCAAUCUAAAAAUUUAAUAACUCAGUUUAGAACUUCUGCUGUGAAAGUUCGUUAUAGUAAUGUUGAUUACACAAAAGGAUCAAAUAAAAUAAAACAUUUGUUUAGACAGUUACAUUGUUCUUCAUAUAACGCACUUAUUACUAUUAUUAGCAAUACUGAAGAUGAUCAUAAUAAAUACACAAUAUUUCUGUUUAAUGAGCGUCCACCGAAACAAUUUAUUUGGAGAAAUUUAGUAGAUUGUACUAUACGUUAUGAAUUUCCUAUUGAUUUUGAAAAGGUACCACAACGGAAAAAAAAACUAAUUAACAUAAGGACAAAAUCCAAUCAGAAUAUACCUGAAGUGUAUAUUGAUUUGAGUAGUCAUUUAAAGAAUACACUUGUUGAAGAUUUGGGAAGCUAUGAUUAUAAUAAUUCUUAUUUAAGAUCAAACUUUGUAGAAGAUUGCUCAUCACCGAAUUCACAAUCCCUCCAUAAAAUGUUUAGUGUUGAACUAGAAAUGGACAGUUUCAAUAAUCAUGAAUGUAUGGCACAUUUGUGUGCCGUUAUAAAAUACUUAAGUUCAGAAAACAUGAUUGGCAGUGCAAUGAAACCUAAUGUAGAUAUGCCAGAUUGGAUGAAUAAUUUAAAAUUAGUAUUCUGUGAUAAAGCAACAGACACAAUUAAUUCAAAAAUAUUGCUUAUAAAAUUGAUAAUUAACUGUGAAACUAAUUUUGAACCAUAUGCAAAACAUUGGCUUUGUCCUUUAAUGGAAUUUGUAUUAGAUAAACAUCUUGGGAAUAAUUUAAAUUAUGUUAUAACUGAUGUGGUAUCAAUGCUUGUUUCAUGGCAUAAUAUUGCAGUACCGUCCACAGAAUAUGAGAAACUCCUUGCUAAAAAAUUAUUAUGUUUUCUUUUGUCAGUUUCCCAUAGUGAAAUAAAAAAUGUAUUUAAGCACAACAUGGAAUUCAUCAAAUUUAUUGUGGAAAAUUGGAAAUGUUCUCUAGAAAUGGAUUAUGAUGAACUUUUAUCUUUAAUAAAACCAAAUCAAAUAAAUGACAAAUCAUUAGAAUGUGGUUUGCAUUUAAUUGGAAUCUUAUCUGCCAAUGGUAUUAUACCAUUCAACGAAUUUAAUAAAAAAAAUUUUUUAAGUUCCCUUACUGGAACUCUAAUCCAUAACAAUCAAGUGAUUUAUUUGCUUAGCUCAGAAAUAUUUGGAAUGCUAUUAAAGAUCUAUUAUGAAAAUUCAACAAAUGAAAUGGAACUGUUGCAAUGUCUGUCUUUAGUUUUAACAUUUUCUGAAAGCAUGGAUGCAACAAGAGUUUUAAGUUGUCUGUAUUAUAUUCAUAAGCAUUACUCAAAGAUUAUUGACAGUUAUUUGGAUGAUUUAUUUCAUAUUUUUGAGAAACUACAAGGUAUUCAUCGAACUCAAUGUUUAGAAAUGAUUCUGAAUAGAUUGGCCAUAAUUAAUAAUCCAUAUGAAAAAAUUACAAAACUAAAUGGCUUCUUCAACAUGCUAAAAGACAACGGAACUGAUGAUCAACUAAUUUGUUUAAACAUUACUUUACAACUUAUACCAACUAUUGAUGCCAAAAAUGUCAUUAUAUUAAUAAAAAUAAUUGCUGACAUUUCACAACAAUAUAAUAAUGAUCAUAGAAAGUUGAUUUAUGAUAUUAUGUAUAGCACUUAUGAAAUUUACUUAGGAAAUAACACUGAUACUUCAAAACAAAUUACAGAACAAUGUAAAAAGGUCUUAUUAAAUGGUCUUAUGGAUAAUGAUGAUGAACUUCGCCAUAAAGUAUUUAGAUUUUGGGCUGACGAUAAAAGAUUACCACUGAAAUGCGUUGAUCGCUUACUAAUUCUUUUGGAUCAACUCUAUUUACCAGAUAUUGAAUCACAUUUUCUAGGAAAUUUUGUUAGCAUACUACUAGAAUCAUGUUGCACAUCUCUAGAUUACGAACAAAAAAUAUUUCAAUAUCCUCUGCAUGCUUGUGAAUUUGAAGAUUAUAAUUUAACAGCAUCAUGGCGUGCAAAAAAUAUGUCUACUUUUCCUAAGUAUGCUGAUACUAUAGUCGGCCAACUUAACCGUUCAAAUACACUUGGAAAUUCUGAAUCUAAUAUUCAGCAAAAAUUCCAACUAAAAAAUACGAUGACUUUACAGUUUCAACCCACCAUAGUUCAAACUCAACUAACUGAUAACAUUUCAACUCUAGAGUCUUAUUCUCAAAUGUCAUUGAAUGAAAUAAACAUAUCUACUUUGAAUGUAAAUCAACAAAACUGGAAUCAAAAUUUUGAUAAUAUACUAAAUUCAAAAUCAGAUUUUAUACAGAAAAAAAAAGUACGUAUAUUAAGUGACAAAUCAAUAUUAAGUAAACAAUUUGCAAUGAAAAAUGUACAAACAAAUGUUAAACGUGAAAUAUUUAAGAAAGAAAGAGCACAAAAACGUGAAUCAUCUGUUAAUAUGUACAGAAAAUAUAGGAUUGGGGACUUUCCUGAUAUUGAAAUUACAAAUGCAUCUGUAAUUAAGCCAUUGAUUGAAUUAUCCAAAAGGGAUAAUAAUAUAGCAAGAAUAAUUUCAUCAUCAAUCAUGUGCGGAUUGAAAAAUAAUCCAAAAAUUAAUCAGCAAUAUUUUGAAAGCUUGAAUAAAUCUUUGACUACUAUGAUAAAUCACAGUCAUUGUAAUCAUAGUCUUGUAGGCUUUAUCUUAGAUACAGCAUACUGUUAUCCUACCCAAAUUAAUUUAGAUCCAAAUAGAGUAACUGAAGUUGCAACAUCAUGUGGCUUAAUGUCAUUAGGAGCAUUAGUUAUAGAAACAUCAAUUAAUUAUUUACAAUCAAAUCAAGUUGAUGAACACAUUGAAAAAAAAUCUAAAAUUACAUACAAACACCUAGAUGAUAAUUGGAUAAAAUUAGCCGAGAUAUACAAAAAUAUGGGUGAAUUGGAUGUUGUUGAAGGUAUAUUUCACGAAAAAAUUAAUAAUCUAUCAUGUGAUUCAUUUAAAGAGGCAUUGAAAGCUGAACAAUCUCAUGAUUGGCGAAUUGCUCAAAUGAAGUUCAAAUCAGUAUUAGAAUGUAAUGAUGAAAAUAUAAUUUUAGAAAGUGAUAAAGAUUUUUUGUUUGAAGAAUAUUAUAAAUGCUCAGAGAAUUUAUCUGAUUGGAAAGAAAUCAACAAAAUGUUAAAAUCUCAAACUGGAGAAAACUAUGAGAAAAUUUGGGACAAUAAUUGUUAUAAAGACCAUCUUUUACAUAGAAUUUUACAUUCAGAAUUAAAUGAAAUACUUAAUGGCAUAUCGGAUGGUAAAUUUAUAGGGACAUUCAGCGAUUGGUUAAAUGAUAGAAAUAAAGAAGAAUAUAUAUUGACUCGUGUACCAGCUCAAGCUUGUAUGAUAUUUUUAUGUUGUGAUGAUUUAAAUAAAGCACAGCUAUGGUGUAAACUUGGAAUGCGCAACUUUCUUAAAGAAUGGGAAAACAUAUCACCUCAAUAUUAUAAACUACGUGCUGAUAAAUUAUUAAAUUUACAAACACUUUCUGAAAUCUAUUAUUUCACAAAAUUAUCUUCAAUUCAAUCAUAUGAUGAUACCAAAAUAAUUAGAAGACAGAUUCAAACAUGGCAAUCUCAACUGCCCAUAGAUUCUGACUCAUUAUUACUAUGGGAUAUCAAAAUGCUCAACAGGUCAAUUUUCUUAAAUAAGAUCAAGACAGAUAUAGAUGAAUUGCCAACAGAAAAAAAAUGUUGUUUUAAACAAAUUUUAAACAAUUAUGAAGUGGAGUCAAUGUUAGCUUUAAUUGAAAGCGCUAUAAAUAAAAAUAAUUUUUAUGUUGCUAAAAAAUACAUGAAUGAGUUUAGAUUUGAAAAUACUGAAAAUUGGACAUCAGAUUUUAUACUAUGCCGUAGUAAAAUAUUAGCAAUGUCUAGUUAUUAUACAAUUGAUACAGAAAAGAAACUUAAAUACUAUUUAAAUUCUUGGUCAGAAUUAGAUAAUAUGAUCAAAGAACAGUGUUCUUCAAUUUGUUUAUUAAAAACUAAUUUUCAUAUUGCAAAUAUUUCUAAAAAUAUAUCACAUGUUUUACAUGAAAUAUCAGAUAUUAGUUUGUUAUCAAAAAAUAUAUUAUUAGAGAUAAUGAGUAAAAUAAAAAGCAACAUACAAUUUGGAAGCCUCGAUGAGGUUUUGCAACAAAUUGACUGUUCUAUUAUACAGAACUUAAAAAAUUGCAUACAUAUUGCUAUUAAUAGUAGUUUAAGUACUAAAACGAUUAUUGAUUCUCAUUUGAUGUUAGCUCAAUAUUGUUUGGAGGAAAUCAAUUUUAAAGAAAACACUGAAGACCAUCAGAAAUAUAUAUUGUUUAUAGAAUCUGUUUUAAAAGCAAUGAAAUAUGGUUCUAAAAAAGCAUCAGAAUUUUUUCCUAUAAUAUUGCAGUUUGAAAAUCUAUCUGACUGUUCAUUAAAAGAAACAUUCGUUUCAGAAAAUCAAAAUGUUCCAGAGUAUAUGUUUCUGCAAUGGAUAAAUCAGAUUUUAGGUUGCUUGGAUUCUCCUCUAAUUAAUGUAAUUGGUCCACUUUUAAUUCGUUUAUGUCAAGCUUAUCCUAAAGCUAUUCAGUUACCUUUGAACAUUUUCAUGGAAAGAAAUGUGUAUAAUAAUGAAGAGUGUGAAACAUUCUUGAAGGCUAAGUAUGUCAUUUAUAAAUUUAUUAUUGAUUAACUAUAGUGUAGUGUAAUCAAUUGUUUCUUUGUUUAUUAUUAAUAAAUUAUUAUAUUUGUUGUCUACUACACAUCUGCCGAGUUGACGGAGACGAAAAUUAAACUUAAUCCUAAUCAAAGUCAACUUCUAUUUUAAUAAUGUAAUACCUAUACCUGGGUCUAACUAUAAUCAUAACUGUAAUUGUAAUUUUUAUGAGAUAAUCAGUUAUAGAUUAGUUGGUUCAAUGUGAUAUACAUUAUUCGGUUAGCCAAAAAUUUCAAUUUAAUUAUUCAGUCAUUACUUAUUCAAUUUAUACCCCUCCUUGUGGACUUUGACAAAAUUCAAACAAAAUGUUAGAUAUUAAAU
Acyrthosiphon pisum (pea aphid) is the source of this 10819-nucleotide messenger RNA. Its product is annotated as DNA-dependent protein kinase catalytic subunit. The record is from RefSeq and is a predicted model, not a curated record. Gene Ontology annotation, cellular component: nucleus. The coding region runs from base 401 to 10474 and encodes 3357 amino acids. Lineage: Eukaryota; Metazoa; Arthropoda; Insecta; Hemiptera; Aphididae. The transcript is spliced from 54 exons. Gene Ontology annotation, biological process: telomere maintenance; double-strand break repair via nonhomologous end joining. Gene Ontology annotation, molecular function: protein serine/threonine kinase activity.